Messenger RNA from Scutellospora calospora, 223 nucleotides. Lineage: Eukaryota; Fungi; Glomeromycota; Glomeromycetes; Diversisporales; Gigasporaceae. The record is from the annotation of a GenBank genome assembly.
AUGUCCAUGUUGAGAGAUCGUCGCAUUGUGACGGCAUCAAAGUUUUCAAGCGGUGACGGCAGAACCUCUCGAGUCUCAACUGCCAGAUGCGUGGGCCCGGAGGGUGAUUUGCAACGGGCAGACGGCACGAUCGAUCUUGAUGAGACCUUGGACUGUGGUACAAAACCGCGGGUGGGCAGCAUAAGUCAAGCAAAUCCAAAUACAAAAAGUGAGCAAUUUGGAG